This is a messenger RNA of Entamoeba invadens IP1, 303 nucleotides long. RefSeq lists its product as hypothetical. The coding region runs from base 1 to 303 and encodes 100 amino acids. The record is from RefSeq and is a predicted model, not a curated record. NCBI's taxonomy places the organism in Eukaryota, Evosea, Mastigamoebida, Endamoebidae. The transcript has a single exon.
AUGGAGUGUAUUGCACAAAAACGAUAUCCCCUCAAAACGCUUGAAAUUGACAGGUCGAGCUAUACGGUUUUAGCAGUUUGCCAAAGUCUUGAACAAAACGAAACCAACGACGAAUGUAUUGCCCCUACCCGUCAUACCAUGACGGAGCACAUUUACAACGACCCAACGAGGCUUAAACUUCAAAAAGAAGCGAUAGAAAGCUCUAUCGGGAAAAUGUACAUGUUCGAUAAAUACAUCCGAAUAGAGUCAUGGGUUAAAAGCGCUGGUGAAGGUUGCAUUUAUCCACAUCCUUCUCUUUUGUAA